This is a messenger RNA of Vitis vinifera (wine grape), 1062 nucleotides long. RefSeq lists its product as uncharacterized. The record is from RefSeq and is a predicted model, not a curated record. Bases 1 to 1062 code for a protein of 353 amino acids. The transcript has a single exon. Lineage: Eukaryota; Viridiplantae; Streptophyta; Magnoliopsida; Vitales; Vitaceae.
AUGGAAAGUUUGCUUACAAUUGUGUGUUAUAAGGAUGGUGAAAUAAUUGAUGGGCCAAAUGGGGUGUGUUACAGUUGUCCUCCUAAAAAAGUUGUCUUAGUGAACAAUUUGAUCAAAUAUGAUGAGUUGGAGGAUAAGUUGUGUCAUGUUAUGUCGAUCGAUCGCGCUCAUACCAUGUUAUCCAUGAUAUUUCGGUAUCCAAUUCUUAUGUCGAUUGGAAAUGGAAACAUUAACUAUAUACAAUUACCAAUAAAAGAUGAUGAUGAUGUAAGGUUAAUGUUUCAUGUUGUAGCACAAAUCCCACCAUCGAAUACUAUUGAAAUGUAUUUGCAGACACGUCCAAGGGAUCAUUCAUCUGAGUUAAGUCCAUCAUUUGAUCAAGAAAUUAUGGGUCAUGAUGUGGAAAUACCUGCAAAGGGGAAUUCGGCAGUGCAGAUUGAUGAAAUGGAUGAGAAUUUAGCACACAAUGACGAAAUGGGGGGGAAUUUGGCAAUAGUAACUCAGUCAGUCAUGGGAGCGACAAACAAUUAUGUUGACAUCCCAUUUACAAAUGAAAAUGAUGAUGUGGAAUUUUAUGAUGAGGACGAGAUUAAUGAGAUGCAUUAUGAUGAUGAACCUCCAACAAAUAAGGUUUCUUCAGAUGAUGGUGAACAUAUUAUGCCUUCCCCAAUGUUCAAACAAUUGAAUUGGGAUGCAAUAAAUAGCAUGACUGCUGAGCCUCUCACACCACGUACCGGAGUGUGGAAUGAAUCCAAUGAGUUGUUUAAAGGAUUGAGAUUUGAGAGUAAAGAAGACUUGCAAUAUGUUGUAAAACGUUAUGCAAUAUGUCGGAAUCAACAUUUGGUGGUUUGUGAAUCAGAACCACAAUUGUGGGCAGUGAGAUGUAAGAAGUGGCAGGAAGGAUGUAAUUGGAGGCUUUGUGCAUGUCGUCGUAAAAGCCAUGGAAUGUUUGAGAUAACCAAGUACGCAGGUCCUCAUACUUGUGUUUACCCUAAAUUAUCACAAGACCACUCUCAAUUGGACUCUACAUUGAUUGCAAGAGAGAUCCAAAAUGUAGUUUAG